Molecule: messenger RNA, 1605 nt
Organism: Pelagomonas calceolata
Lineage: Eukaryota; Pelagophyceae; Pelagomonadales; Pelagomonadaceae
Source: the annotation of a GenBank genome assembly
AUGGGCAUCUCGGGCCUCCACCACCAGCUUAAAGCCGGACAAAAGAAAAUAAACGUCUCCGAACUGCGCGGCCGGACGCUGGCACUGGACGGCCACGCGCUCCUGCACCGCGGCGCGCUCUCGUGCGCCGAGGCCCUCGCCGAGGGCGAGCCGACGACGCGCUACGCGCAUUUUGCGGUACAACGCGUGCAGAUGCUCGCGGCCAAGGGUGUGACGUCGAUCGUCGUCUUCGACGGUGCGCCAACGCCGCUCAAGAGGCAAACUAAUAAUGACCGGCGCGCGGUGCGAGACCAGGCCCUCGCGGACGCGCGUCAGUGGAAGCUAGAAUGCGAACGGAGGCACGCCGCCGGCGAAGACCGCGACGAUGCUAUUGGAGAGAUGCGCAAGGCCUACGGCAAGACUGUUAGAAUUACGCCAGUCAUGGUCGAAGUCACCAAGCGCGAGCUCGAGAAAGUCAGUGUGAGGUGCCUCGUCGCGCCCUACGAGGCCGACGCGCAGCUCGCGGCGCUCUGUGUCCUUGGUUUGGCUGAUGGUAUCAUAACUGAGGAUUCGGACUUGGCUUGUUUAUUAUGUGGCCUGCGUCUUAGUAGGUGUCUCCUCGUCACGAAGCUCGAUAGAGACGGGACUGGUGAUUUAUUAAUACCAGGCGACCUGACGAAAUUGAUAACUGAUCUGAGGCGUUCCAAGUUCGCCAAGGCCCUCGCGAAGGCGUUGCGGGUCGACGCGCGGGUUGCUGCAAGGUGCUUCGUGCAGGCGUGCGUCCUGGCGGGCUGUGAUUAUUAUGCGUCGGAGGCGGGUUUGGGUUUAGUGGGCGCGGCGGAGCACGUCUGUGCGGCUAGGCGCUUGCCCGAUAAUGAAAGGAUCGAGAAGGCCGUCAAACGACUGACGAACGUCGAAGGCGCGAGGGCCGCGGAGCGCGCUUUUUAUCAUGCUAAGGUCUGGAAGGGCCUGCCCGGUGCUGGCGUCGUGCCGCGCUGCGUCGCCCUAUCAGAGCUCGUGUGUCCGUCUCGAGUGUCGGUGCCGCCUCCAGGAGCUGAUAUCGACGCGGAGGUCGGUCCUUCAUUAAAUUUUGAGGCCUGCGAGCGCGAGCGCGUCGCGGCGGCGUUCCCGCCGGCGCGGCAUAGCGUCGCUGCGGCUUUUGCGCGCGCCGCCCCGGCCGCACCUCCCCCGGCUCGCGAGCCGCCAGCCGCCCCGGCCGCGCCGCCGCCCGCGCCCGAGCCGCCCGCACCGGCCCCAGUCGACGCCGGCAUCGACGGCGCGGAGGUCGAUUUGGAAACGCUCAACGAGCUGCCGCCGGACGUGAGAGCGGAAGUUGAAAGGCAGCUCAUGCUCUGGCGCGCGACGCGGCGCGGCGCGGCGCGGUCGCCGCCGCCUCCUUCGACGGACGCGCCCGCGCCAAAGCCGCGGGCCCGGUCGUCGUCGCGAGCGAGCGGCGCUAGGCCGCGGUCGUCGUCGAGUAGUGACGCGAAGCCCGCGGCCAAGAAAAAAACGACGCGGCGGAAGACCGCGCCGGAGGCUCUGCGACCAGCUAAUGCGGCAGACGUCCAGAGCUUCUUCGCGCCGAAGCCUGGUGCGGCGAAGCGGCCUCGCUGGCGGUCGACGUAG